Molecule: messenger RNA, 5802 nt
Organism: Ilyonectria robusta
Lineage: Eukaryota; Fungi; Ascomycota; Sordariomycetes; Hypocreales; Nectriaceae
Product: nucleoporin subcomplex protein binding to Pom34-domain-containing protein
Exons: 4
Coding region: 82-5550 (1822 amino acids)
Biological process (GO): RNA export from nucleus; protein import into nucleus
Cellular component (GO): nuclear pore inner ring
Molecular function (GO): structural constituent of nuclear pore
Source: RefSeq, a predicted model, not a curated record
CGUCAACAAAGCCGACUUUUUGCAUCCCCAACUUCAGGUAAUGCAUCGCAUGCCACUGUCGCCCUCCUGACGCUUGCUGCAAUGGUGCCGGUGGCCGAUCGCAUUUAUUUCCCCUCCCUGGAAGAAUGCCUGACUGGGGAGCGGGUGCUUCUAUCAUGGAAGCUCAUCGCAACUGCAUUAUCCGAUGCCUCUGGCCAACGAACCACGAGCUCGGCCGUCAUCGAAUUUCUUAGCGACGACUAUGUUCACGGUCUUUUGAACGAUCCUACCACCACCUUCGCCCCCCCAAACGAAGACAGCAGGAAAAGCUUCGAGACGAAAACUGCCCCCAUUAACGUGCCCUCGGGCCCCGACGGUCGAUUUGAUGUCGAGACGAUCAAGAAGGACGCUGAGUGGCUGAGCAAGAACGCCAAGAUCAACCUCGUUGCCGCGCUGCGAACAGUCGUGGUCGAAUACCAGUCUCGCCCUGCCCGUCACUUAACAGGCCCUUUGUCCUCUCAAGAUGCUACGAAUCUGCAGGAGGCGGCUGGUCUCAACAAUGGCCAAGGCUCGGCCUUUUUAUCGGACCUGGGAGCUUCAGCCGCCCUUGACGCUGAGGAGAUCUGGAGCGAGUUUGAGAAGCCAGAGACCAGACAGCGACGUCUCUUUGACAUUUACCUUACCGAACGACGCUAUUUCAUGAUGGCUGCCGACUAUGCCAACUCCAUCAAACUCUACGAACGGUUGCCAACCUUCGCCCAUGUCGACCUCGACCUGGCCAAGACGUACGGAUUGAAGCUGGCCGCCCGAGACGAUGCGGAGCCUCUGCUCCCAGCGUACCUCCAGGUCCUGACCGACUCCAUGAGCCACAUCGAGUCCGGACUCAAAUCAGUGACGGAUGAGAAAUGGGUGACUGAGGAUGUGGAGCUGGACUGGCUGAGAACUCUUCUCACGGAAGCUCUUCAUGCAUUGUCGGUCGUGUUCCAGAUCGUGGAUAGCUUUGGUGAUGACUUUGCCCCAUCCAGUUCUGUCAGCCAAUGGUUCACUCUCAUGGAGAUGUACAACUUCUUCGAUGCUGUCCAACCGAUCCACGAAAAUAUCGCCCCCUUGGUCUUGCCCCUUAAGACUCUGUCAGCAGCGAUAUCCUUAAUAUUGUUGAAACCGGCCCGGUCUUUGACCUACCUCUCAGAGAGAGAAGAGGACGCGACACAAGCCGAUGCCUCGUACGAUACCUACUUGCUAUCAUCCGAGGUUCUCGAGAAGGUCCACCAGAGCAUUCUCAAGGCGGCAGAGUAUGACUGCGAAAGCGCAACUCCGGUAAUCUUUGCUUGGACUUUGCUACUUCAUCGCAUGAAUGUUUCCUACCAAGCCAGGUCAGAGAAGCGGGAUAAUUUGCUACAACAGAAUGCCCGAGAAACCUUCGAGACUGGAGGCGUGUCACGAUCAGCCGCGAGACGCAACUCUGCUGGUAGCAUAUUUUCUAUCGAGUCCUCGAAGUUUGACGGGUUUCUCGAGAACUAUACCGCAUCAAAGGAUCUUGUUGUAGUGGAACAACUUGCUUCAGCAGUCACCGCCCACGGUCGAGUUUUCGACGUCAUUUCUAAUAUGGCAACAGGACUGGGACCCUCAGACGAGGGAAGCAUGACACCUUUGCUAAGCUCGCGCAUCCGGAACGUCUUUCUUGAGCUCCUGAAGGUCUCCUACCCACUCGUGGGCUACCAAUCUGAGCCCGUAAGCUCCUUGUCAUCAGUUUUGUCAGCUGGACGGAGCUACUGGGAUCUGUCCUCCCACGAAAACCUCACAGAAAAGCAGGAUGUUAUCGCAUCCAUGGUGCACGAUGACCAUGCUUUAGAAUUCUUCUUCCAGCAAGCACUCGACCGAUACCCCUACGAAUUUCUCCCCUUCGUUAGCCUUUGUAGGACCCUGGCUAGCGCAACAAGUCUGCACGACAGUGACCGGUCUGAAAUGAUCCUCAACUUUCUCCGGUCAACGCCAUCAUUGACGUUCACGCUUCCCGAUUACUUCCAGGAAUACGAGCUCGUUCAAGAAGACGAGAACACAAAUACCUUUUGUCUUCUCCAAGAUGUCCCUCUCAUCUCCCUCUCGCCAUCCUGGAGAGGACGACGCAUUGAGGACGACGCAUACCGGAUACCUGCAGGAACAUACGGACGCUUUGUCACGGACACAGGCCGCGUUGUCUUGAUGGAAUACCCCCACUCAACCAUCUCACUCCUUGGUCGACGACUCGAGAUCAACCUGAUGAAGGAAGGCUAUCAGUCCGAACUUGGAAUGCUUCAGCCGGAUGAAACUGCCGAGGUCAUCUCUCUAUUUGCAACACUCAUUCGGAUGGACUACCUGAAGGCCAAGAGGGAAGGGUCAAGUACCUCACUUGUGCACGCCAACAGCGACAUCCUGCUCGAAGCCAAAAAGCACAUCGAUGUGGGUGGCGGUAGGGAUCUUGUUACCGUGGUUUGCGAAACCAUGGAUUACUACAUGCAAGUUGAACUCGCUGCGAGCGAGGAGGAUGUUGUAGCGGUCCUCAACUCCUGCAUCCAAUUCUUGGACGCAAUCCUGCCGAUCUGUCCUAGCCGAGUAUGGUCCUACUUGGCCCGGUGCGAGUUGUUGAAUUCUGAAUCAAGAGCAGGCAAGCUCACCAAGAUCACCGGGAGCCUUGACCUGGUCUCGGGACGAUACGAGUUUUUGAGUUCUUGUCUUCGCCUAUUCUCCAACCUCAUUGACACGGCAAUGACAUCUGCGGUGCAACGCAGAGCUGGUGACCAAGCAAUCGGCCGAAAGAAGUCAGAUCCUAAUCCUUGGCUGGGAACCGCCGACAAGGUCUUGUCGAGUGUUAGUUUCUCCAUUGCUCAGGCCGGUGUGGACAUAUUCGAGAACACGUCAACUUGGAGAUUCACAUCUGAUGCAUAUCGUUCGUCGCUCCUUCGAGACGUUGUUCCGGUUCUCCACAAGGUGAUACUGUAUAGCUACAGUAUGGGUGACUCUCCCAGUUCGGAGAACCUGACCUCUUGCCUCCGACCUGCUGCAGCAUAUGUCAUUGAUUGCUUUAUCUCGCCCGCAACUGGGUCCUUGAGGUUCCAGCCACUCCUGACCUCCUUCAUUACGGCGUUCACAUCGACAGACAGUACAUUAUACCCCAGGCGUCUCGAGACAAUCCAGAGUCAGCUGAGUUCAGUCCUCGAAUUUUCGACGACGCUCUUGCGGGUUGCCAACUACUUGGAUAAAUCCUCGAGUAUGAUUGAGACAUACUUGUUCAAGAGCUCUACCUUGCUUGCGCGACUAUGCGCGGUCUCUGACCACUUCCGCAAGCCCACUACGUGGCUGUUGGAGUCGCUUGUGGUCAAUGCCGGAAAGGCUACUGGCGAACCUCCCUCAUUGCUCGGAUACUUGGGACCUCACGUCUCCAAGUCCUUUUUGCAACUCCUCUCGACUUUGGGGAAGCCAUUUGAGUUGGCAGAAGAUGUUAAAACGACCUGGAGAUUCUUCUCGGCGAUAUUGAGGAAUCGGCAGCAGUGGAUGUCCAACUGUCUUCUCACAGGACAAACCCCACGAGAAGCAAUGAACAAGGACAAGAAAAAUGCCGAACUCUCUGCGAACUCGGUCUUCGCAAAGGCUCUGGUCAAACUCGGGAAACUGAAAGACAUUGACUCAGGCGAAGCCCUGAUGGUCCUUGACUUUGUGGCAUCUGCCCAAAACUUCUGGCCCUGGACCGUUUUUACUCUUCAAAAGGACACUGUGUAUUUGGAUGGCUUGCGAGCCUACAUUCGCGACCUCAAGUCAUCGCACAUCACUCUCAAGACCGAUGCAGUUCGUGCGAGCGUUGAGGCAAGAUUGGCUGCCUACAUUGCGGAAACGUUUGCGAUGCAGCUGUAUCAUUCGCGACACCUGGGCAAUUCGAGCAACUUAGCAAAAAGUCUUGUUAGCGAUCUUGACUAUUUUCUGCGCGAUGGCGUCGAAGUUGCAGGGUACAAUAAGUCCCUACACAACAACUUUACCAAGAACUUUUCCAACAAGUACUCGGGAUGCCCUGUGAAUGACUUUAAGCGAACCCUUCUUGAGCCCCGAGAGUUGGGUAAGAGCUACUAUUACGACUUGGAGCGUGCCGACGAGAUGCUCAGAUUCGACCCCGGGUGGAUUGGGCGAAAGGACAAUGGAUUCAAAAUGGAGAUGGAACUUGCAAACACGAACCUAUCCUUGGUCGAUGCUCAGAUCGCGCUCUUCCACGCAUGGGAAUUCCUCCUCGUUGAGCUUAGCACUUGUCUCCCAGAUGACGAUACCGUUGCAAAGCAAAUGCUGCAGGUCUCACAACAAUGCUUGAAUGCCAACCAAGGAAUCCCUGGACCGGAGAGCAUUUUCCUGAAGCUCGUUGACGCCAGAGCUAACCUCGCGCUGGUGUUGGUUCAACGAUCCGUCAAGACUUCGGCUCCAGUCAAGGACAUCAACCGACUCCUGUCAACCUUGAUCGGCACCAUGAAUGGCGUCGAAGAGCCAUUUGGCCAAGAAUCCAUUGCUUAUUAUCGCACCUUGCUGAAGUCGCUCUUCGUCACUCUCCGCGCAUACCAUGUCCACGGCAACAGAGCGACACCUGACUCUCAGGAUGGCAUGGAGGGAACAUCUGUUACAGUGGUCCAGACCGUGUUGAACAUCCUUGACCGCGUGGUCGGGAGAGGAUUCCGUACACUGGUCAGCCUGAUCCAUGACAAUGAAGCUACCGUGUCCCCAGAGGAUCUCGCACUUUUGACGGCUAUCUUGCAAGCGUGCUUGAGCGUCCCCGGCCUUGAUCAGUCACAGACCCAGGUCCUCAAUAUCAUGGCCGAGCACCAGGUGAUGAAUGCCGCGACGUCGCUCUACUCAUGGUCGGAUCGACUCGCUGACCAAGGAGACCCUAUCUAUGGCGAGCUCAGCAUUCUUUUCCUGCUUGAGCUCUCGACGCUUCCACUGGUGGCUGAACAGAUGGCGUGCGAUGGUAUUCUGAGCAACAUCCUCUCGGCCAACCUGACCAAGUUCAUGCUCAAGUCCAAUAUUUCGCCCUACUCCGAUGCUCCCGUGGCACAGCGUUGCUAUGGAAUCUGGGCCAAAGGACUGCUCCCCCUGAUGCUGAACCUGUUGACCGCCCUGGGGGCUACUGUUGCACCUGAGAUUUCCUAUGUGCUCAACCAGUUCCCUCACCUGCUGGAGUCGAGCGUGGAUCGUUUCGAGGCGCCAGGGGCCAGCCGGACCCAGUCGCGAUCGUCGCCUCAUUACCUGACGCUCUUAGCGAUAUCAGAAGUGCACUCGCUGGCCUUGCUGACACGAGUGGUCGAAGCUCUCCGGCUCAACAACAACCGAGACAUCCCAGCGGUAGAAUGGGAUGCCGCCAGCCUGUUGGAGAACGUCGACUUUUGGCUCUCGACCAAGAAGUUGCUGAAGGAGCGGCUCAUGCCCUUGGGCCAACGUGAGGUAGACUGGCGGGGGAUGAAAGCCAGCAUUGCCGGAUGCGACAAUCUUUUGGAAGAGAAGGCAGUGGCUCAGUUGGAUGCUGUUCGGGACGUGCUGAGCGAGGACUCUGAAGUUUGAGGAAUGGUGCUAGAUGGAUGGGAAUGGUAGCAAUGGGUGGAGAUGUAAAUUAACUUGGAACCAUAAGGUCAAGGGCGUUGGACACCGGGCCGCGAUGUGAAUUGUGGGGAGACAACUGUGCGAUACAGAAAAGCAAAGAAAGAAAGAGCAAAGGAAGCACCAUGUGUCUCAUCAUCAUAAUAGGAUAGUUUUCAUGAAUGCCGUUUCCACAAGCGUUUCAUGGUUCAAGAACUGAAAAUUGGAGGGAGAGUU